AUGGCUGGCAUCGCUACUAGAUAUAUAACAGAAAACGAGCUCAAUACCGAGAUGAGUAUCGAAGAGCUAAGUAAGCACGCACCGGCGUUGGAUAUUCUUUUAACGGACAAAGUUAAGAGGGAUCAGGCACGACGACGUCUCAAAAAAGGAUACAACUUUAGCGAAGAACAGGUAUUUACAUUAAUUCCUAAGCUAACAGCUGGUCGGAAAAAAGGAGGAGCCUUACCCAAUGCUCCUGAUACUCCCGAUAUCACCCAAGAAGUAGAACCGGACACAGUGAAUACAUGUCAAAUUUCACCGAAAGAGACUAUUAGAGAUUUGGCCCAGCGUAUCAUUCGGGAUAAUCUUAGUGAAGUAGAAGUUAAAGAGCGUAGUAAACAAUGUGAAGAUGAAGGGAUCGAUUUUCCGGACCACUUCUCGUUAGAAUCAGUUAAGGAGAGAUUGGAUAUAUAUGAUGUAUCCAGAGCCCCUGGCUUACAAGCCCUUGCCGAUGUAACGAUAAUGCUCUGCAUCCGUCCUGCUGAAAUAAAAACCUUGCGUAUAUCUAAUGGAGGUGUAACUGGAUAUGCAAAAAAUCGAGGACAACAAGACAUUCCUCGAGUAUUUAGAUCACUAGAGAAGAACGAGGAGCGAGCUAGAGAAUUGCUUUUCCUUCCUGAAACCGGCAAACCACUACUUCCUAGUUCUUUGCGUAAAUUAGAGGCAGUAUUUGCAGUUGUAUCUCAUGGUGCAAAGAAUUUAUCAGAAGCUAUGACUAUUGCCAGUGAAGGAUUAAGACAUUCGCCAGAUAACCAUGCCUCCCCAGCAAAAAACUAUACAAUAGUGAAUUAUCGAAAAAGAGGACAACCUUAUGAUCAGGCGAAGGCAAUCAAGAUCUUUGAUGAAAACUAA
Molecule: messenger RNA, 891 nt
Organism: Rhizophagus irregularis DAOM 181602=DAOM 197198
Lineage: Eukaryota; Fungi; Glomeromycota; Glomeromycetes; Glomerales; Glomeraceae
Source: RefSeq, a predicted model, not a curated record